This is a messenger RNA of Effrenium voratum, 852 nucleotides long. The record is from the annotation of a GenBank genome assembly. Lineage: Eukaryota; Dinophyceae; Suessiales; Symbiodiniaceae.
AUGACCGACCCUAUUCAAACAGUUCAAAGCAUCGUCAACACCUGGAACUGCGAUGAAGUGGGCCAUAUGAACGUUCAGUUCUAUGUGGCGGCCGCAUCUGACGCCAAUCACGCAUAUGCUGUCUCUCAUGGCCAAAGCGGACCCGUCCUAUCAAGUCGAGAUCAUAUUCGCUUUCAUCGCGAAUUGAGGGUCGGGGAUAUUUUCGCCGUAACCAGCCGUGCCUCGGGCAUACAUGAGGGAGGGCUCAUCCUCUCCCAUGAGCUUCAUAACUCCGCAACUGGCGUUCUUGCUGCAACGCUUACGAACCAGACUGACCUUCCUGCGCAUUUGGAUGACGGGCCCUACGCCCCCCUGAAAGACGAAGCCCUGCCCCGCGGCCUGCCCGGCAUGUCUUCUUUGCCCCGCCUUCAACUGGAUGAUCAGGCCGCUCAAAACCUGAUCCCCAUCUAUCAGGGUGUUGUGCAUCCCGAGCAUUGCGAUGAAACCGGCCGCAUGCGCCAGCAACAUAUUAUGGGCCGGUUUUCUGAUGGCGCCGCGCACCUCUGGCAACAGGUCGGAUUUGAUCGCGAUACCAUGCUCAAGGCCCGGCGAGGCACGGUGGUGCUUGAAAUGCGCCUUGAUCGUUUGGCGGAUGUGCGUGCCGGAACGGUUCUUGUCGCAAAGAGUGCCAUGGUUGAAGUGAUGGGACGGGUCUUAUGCUUUGCCCACUUCCUGUUUGACGCCUCAACCGGGGCACUUGUUGCAACCGGCGAAGCUGCAGCUGUGAUGCUCGAUCUGGAUGCCCGCAAAACUGUUGCCUUCAGCGAUGAAGAGAGCGCCAAGCUCGCGCCCUACAUUAUGAAGGUCGGCUGA